Molecule: messenger RNA, 948 nt
Organism: Penaeus vannamei (Pacific white shrimp)
Lineage: Eukaryota; Metazoa; Arthropoda; Malacostraca; Decapoda; Penaeidae
Source: RefSeq, a predicted model, not a curated record
AUGCAAUUGGAAUCUGUCAACUUUGGUGCUCCACUAGUCACAGAAUUAAACGCAGAGCCCCUCCAGCCAGGUACCAGGGGCAGGGCAACCGUGGACCCAGCCAUGGAGGAGGGAGACGUAUCGCUUGACAACCAUGACGUUGCAUCCAUGUUGAUGGAGAGUGAUCCUGAUAAUGACGUAAAAACCAAGAGCCUAUUGCAGUAUAUUGAUGAAGAGUUGCGAAUGAGGGGUCACAGCGAUCGUCUCUCUGACUUGGACGUGGACAUGACCUACUCCUCGCAAGCAACCCUGCCGGUGGGUAUGGAUGAUACCUCCCUAACUGAAGCUAGUCAGGCCCUCGACAAGGCCAAUCAUAACAGCAGGUACAGUCAGUCAUCAUCGCCGGGACGGGAACGAGGGCAUGCAAGAAGACAUUCCAGUGCUGAUGCUCACCAGGAGGAAGGGGAAGAGCUCACUGACCAGACUGCCACUCUUACCCUGACGUCGGCAACAGCACGCCAGAGAGCUCAGAGCGACAGCCAGCAUGACCGCAGACGUGAUGGUUCAAAAGAGAAUGGGCAAGCAGGGAGUGGAGGAGAGGAGGAUGGAAGUGGGACACCUCCUGUUCCACCUCGGAGAAAAGACAAACGGAGACACAACACACCACCGAGACCUCAGUCAAAUGGCUUACCACCCACUCCAAAAGUCCAUAUGGGAGCUUGCUUUUCAAAGGUGUUUAAUGGUUGCCCACUACAUAUCCACUGUACUGCCUCAUGGAUACACCCAGACACUCGAGACCAACACAUACUGAUUGGAGCAGAGGAAGGGAUUUAUACUUUAAAUCUCAAUGAGCUACAUGAAGCAGCCAUGGAGCAGUUAUUGCCUACGAGAACCACUUGGAUGUUUGUCAUAAAAGAUGUGCUUAUGUCCAUAUCAGGAAAAGGUCCUUAUCUCUAUCGCAUGAGUUGA